AUGGAGGGGUUUUCCGGCAGUCCUAGGCUAUCCUCCACUUCCGCCGGACCGGAAGUAGAACAACAACGGUCCGAGUCAAGUGACUGGGGGCGACGCAGCGGGUACCUGCCCCCAGAACAUCCGAUUUCACAGUUACAGGGCGCCUUUGAGGAGUCAAUAUACGAGGCGUCCCAAGGGAAGGGCAUAGACUGGGUUGUUGAUCUUGAUGCACAAUCACGGCGCAGAGAUCUUCUUGAGAGGCCCCAAUAUGAACGUCUCUGUGGACGAAAAUGGCGCCAAAGACCGGAUGAAAGAUAUCAUCCGUUUUGGAAACUCUCCGCGCAGAUGUCAUUUGGUCUUCAUUUGUUGGUGCAAGAAAAAGCCAAGUCUGAUGCAGUAGUCCUAAACAUCCUCCAGGCCCAUGUGGAUCAGAUGGAUGGGUUUGUUUCGAGAACAACCGAAGACUUUCUUAUAAUACAAAUUGACAUACGAACUCGUAUUCAGUACCUGAGUUUACCUCUUGAAAAUCUGGAUGAUUUCGACGACAUGUUAGUGGAUCGCAACUUUCGUUUGGCUAUGAUUGAUUAUAACGGGAAAAUCGAACGCGCAAUUGAACGGUUUACAAUGGCGAUCGACGAUUCACUCAAGGACAUACAAAAAGGACAGGAAGCAAUAGGCGGCCUAUGGCAGUAUCUUGGGCAGUCGGCUAAGGAAAACGCUCCAUUAUCCGGAAAUUUAACCGCUAUAUACAAUUCUAUGCUAGGAAAUACUGAAGGCUGGAAUUCGGCAUUUUCAAAGCUUCGCCGGAAGGGGGUUGCUCUCCAAUAUGCAAUCACCCAACUCAGCCGGGCUAUCAUUGAAAUGCAGCGACGUGUUGGCGUAGCGAGCAGAAAAGAUGUGGUGUCAUUUGUGCAACCCCAACACCCAACACCUCGCAUCAGCUCGUUCAGAGGUUUAUUCGAAAGAGGGAUGUCCGUAUCUAUCCCAAAUUCGUCGCCGGCCUUGGAGAAGCCUCUGCCAUCCGAUCCUGUGUUAGGUAAAAAGUCAAGCCUGCGCCCACGUACCAGGGUCCAUGGUGCGGGCAGACUUGCACACCAGAAGAGCGUUCCAAAUCUAAGGGCUACAGUGACGGUAGGUAGUGGCUGUUUGAAUGAACCGGUAUCUGAUCGGGCAAGAUCUGUAAACGGUGUUCCUUCAAAGGGCUCUGAUUCAGGCUCAAUAUUUCCUCGGCUAUCAAAAACCAUUAGUAGGCGACUGUCAAGAGCUAAGCUCACACCAAGAGUCGCUGAUGACAUCGUGGAAAAUGCUCCAUUCCGUCCCUCCACAUCGAAAACUAUGAAAUCAUUCAGGAAAGACAGACAUGUACAACACCCACGACAACGGCAACAAGAGCCAGCGCAGGAACCGGCUCAAGAGCCACAACCGCAUUCGAGUACGACUAAAAGACCAAAUACAUCUAGCGCAUUAGCAAAGGGAGAAGCUAUGCGAGAUCAACUACUACAAUACUUUAAGUCCGAUCGAGUUCUGGAUGUCUGGGAGAGUGUCAUGGAGAAGGAACAGAAAACAGACCAGACUGACUCUAGAAAGGACGGCCUUUGGAGCAAGUUUCAGGUGAAGUCAUCCGGUAUGCGUUCAGACGAUCUUUCAGCAGAUCUCUUAUCCCGGGACGACAUACAAAAACAGAUGACAUGGCUGGAUGAGGAGUCCAAGAACCUCAAUAUCUACCCCUUGAAGCCUAGGCCUGGGGCUGCCCCUAAAUUUCAUACAAUCUUGGAACACAUCAGCCUUCAAGAACACCCGAAAGAGGAGGAACUCAGAUAUGUGGACGCUGGUUAUUCCCUGGCCUUGGAGACGGAUGAAUCAAUUAUAACGGCUCUUCCUGUCUUUCCUCUUCCUCCCGUGAGAAUUUCAUCUCUACAACGUCUGCAUUUGCUAACUUCUAUAUCUGUAUGGCAGAUCGGCCGCCACGUUCCACACUCUCCGGAGAUCCUCAGUUAA
Molecule: messenger RNA, 1977 nt
Organism: Aspergillus puulaauensis
Lineage: Eukaryota; Fungi; Ascomycota; Eurotiomycetes; Eurotiales; Aspergillaceae
Exons: 3
Coding region: 1-1977 (658 amino acids)
Source: RefSeq, a predicted model, not a curated record